Molecule: messenger RNA, 1933 nt
Organism: Pieris brassicae (large cabbage white)
Lineage: Eukaryota; Metazoa; Arthropoda; Insecta; Lepidoptera; Pieridae
Gene: l(3)73Ah
Product: polycomb group RING finger protein 3
Exons: 5
Coding region: 107-784 (225 amino acids)
Biological process (GO): regulation of transcription by RNA polymerase II
Cellular component (GO): PRC1 complex
Source: RefSeq, a predicted model, not a curated record
UUGGUGUUUGAUCUCUGCUGACUUUGCGUUUGUAUUGCUUUUAUUUUUUGUUUUCUCAUAAUUUCCUAUCCAAAACGAAUGGUUUGCGAAGAUCUUUAUUAUUAGGAUGACCAUGGAAAGGAGGAUAAAGUUAAAAACUUUAAACAGUCACAUUACUUGUAAGAUUUGCCGCGGAUACUUCAUCGAUGCUACUACGGUCACUGAGUGUCUUCAUACGUUUUGUAAAAGCUGCCUUGUGAAACAUCUAGAGGAAAAUAAUACAUGUCCAACAUGCAACAUAGUGAUACACCAAUCACAUCCACUACAGUACAUCAGUUUCGAUCGCACCAUGCAGGACAUUGUUUACAAACUAGUACCAGACCUACAGGAUAAUGAAAUUAAGAGAGAACGAGACUUUUACCGUGCAAGAGGUUUACCAUGUCCUAAGGAUGCUGCUCUAGCUGCAGACAAACCUGGUGCAGGUGACGAGCCAGAACAGCAAGAUAAUAGUGAUUGCCACAGGAAAGAUGAACAGGUAAAUGUAUGUUUGGAGUGCAUAUCAACAUCACUGAGAACACUAAAGCGUGGUUUUAUCAGAUGUUCAGCGCAGGCAACUAUCACACACCUUAAGAAAUUCAUAGCUAAGAAAAUACUAAACGGUAUUGAGAAAUAUAGAGAAAUUGACAUUUUAUGUAAUGACGAAUUACUAGGUAAGGACCACACAUUGAAAUUUGUUUACGUCACUAGGUGGAGGUUCCGAGAUCCACCACUUCGGUUACAGUAUAGGCCCAAAAUAGAUAUAUAAUUUUACAAUUUAAGAAGAUUUAUAAUAUUUACUAUAUGACUCAUUUUUAUGCAGUUAGGUUUUAACCAAAAUGUGACAGGGAGUCAUUUCUUUAAUGACCACAUAUUGUAUUAGAUUUUAAGCACCUUCAGAAUCACAUUAUUGGACAGCAGUUCCCACAAAAUUCAGGUUGAUAAGAAUUCUUUAUAGAUAUAAAGUUAUAAUAAAGUAUAUUAAUUUCUCAAUAUGGUUUAGUUUUUACAUAAAAUCAAUAACUUUCAUUAAUAAAAACAGUUUUGAAUUUUUCUAACAUUUGAUGUUCUUAUCCAACAUCAAUGUCUGCUAUCAUGGUUGAUCAAAAAUAUAUCUAGAUUUUAUUUAAUUACUAUUACAUAAUAAUGACAUCAUACAAAUUAAAAUGUAGUCUGUUGUUUAAAAUUAUAUGAUCAAAUAUAAAAUCAGUCCUAUCAUAUUAGAAUUAGUUUGCACUGCUAGUAAGAACUAUAUUAUUCUGUAAAUAUUAUUUUUAUGUUACUCACUUUAGACAUUAACUUAAUUAAAACAAGCAACAACUUAAUUCAUGGCUUCCUACCAUACAAUUAUUAAUUUUGAAAUAUUAUCUAGCUAUAAUUUAAUAGUUCAAAUUUUUUAGGUUUCUUUAUAUAAUUUUCCUAGACAAUAUUACUUAUAAGCCAGCAUUAACUAACAUUGUAAAUAAUAAAUGUAUAGUAAACCAUGUACCUUUUGUAUUUUUGAUGUGGUUAUAAAUUUGUGUACCAGUACAAGUUGACAUGAGUAACUAGGAAAUAUUGUUUGAUACCAUUUGCAUCAAACACAUUGUUCCUGUCUAAAAGUUCAAUUAUAAAAAAGCGAUCUUAUUAUGAAUAAGACUCGCUUAAAAUUCAUGAUAAUAUAGAAAAUUGUCACAGGCCGGUUUUAAUUUAUGAAAUGUUUCAUUCUAUGUCAAUUUAUACAUUAACCACUGUAUGAAUUGUAUAAGUUAUUUCUUCUAUAUGUAUUUCGCUCACUGCGCUUUAAUUAUUUUUAUGUCCUUAGUUUAUUUUAUUAGUUCAAUGUUCCAUAUUUGUUAUAUUGUUGUAACUACGUCAAAUUUUCGAAGUUCAACAGAAAAGAUUAUUUAAUUAUAAAAAUAUUUUAUUUGACUACAGU